GGGAAACAAAAUUAACAUAAGCCCUCCGCCGCCGGCGGCACUGUUACUACAAUUGUGUCAAACUGUGUCAAAUUUUACUAAAAUCUAUUCUGAUAUCAACUUUUUGUAUCUCUGCUUUCUGGGUUUGGUAGUUGUGCAUGAAAGUUUGAAGCUUUUUGAUACAAGGAUUGCAUCUUGGUUUGUCUACCAGGAUUGCUUCAAGUUUUUUGAACUAGCUGAGCUUCUCAUUCUUAUCCAGGAAGGUUCAUAUGAAUGGCAAGUUCACAGUUCCACUGUCUGCAAUCAGUCAGAGUUUCUUCCCCGUCUCGGCCUUUCAUAUCUACUUCAUUUAAUCAUGGUAGAGUGAAUUUCAAAAGAAAGAGCAAUUCUCUUGUUUAUGCUUCCACCAAGAACUUAGACCAUCAUCUUCAAUCAAAGGUCGAAACGGUGUUAGACAGUGUAAAAUGGGAUGACAAAGGUUUAGCGGUUGCCAUAGCUCAAAAUGUUGACACAGGAGCCAUCUUGAUGCAAGGGUUUGCAAACAGGGAAGCAGUGGCUACAACAAUCUCCUCCCGUAAGGCCACAUUCUACAGUCGGUCGCGAUUAACGCUGUGGACAAAGGGAGAGACCUCCAGUAAUUUCAUUAAUGUCCAUGACAUCUUCCUUGAUUGUGAUCGGGACUCUAUAAUAUACCUAGGGAAGCCUGAUGGCCCGACUUGCCACACAGGAGCAGAGACUUGCUAUUACACCUCAGUGAUUGAUUUGUUAGAAGAUCAGCAGAGUAGAGGAGAUAAAUUCCCAUUGACCACUCUGAACUCCUUAGAAUCUACAAUUGCAAAGCGAAAAGGAGAACUUGAAGUCCCACAAACUGGAAAGCCCUCGUGGACUAGACGACUACUACUUGACAAGAAGUUGUUGUGUUCAAAAAUCAGGGAAGAGGCAGAUGAGCUAUGUCGAACAUUAGAGGAGAAUGAGGAUAAGUCGCGUACUGCCUCAGAGAUGGGAGAUGUGCUUUAUCAUUCCAUGGUUCUGCUGGCCCUUAAAGAUGGAAAAAUGGAAGAUGUUCUAGAAAUUUUACGUCAUAGAUUUUCUCAGUCAGGUAUCGAGGAAAAGAGAAGUCGCAAGACACAAGGCUAGACAUGGACAUUAUUCUGUCAAGUUUUGAGACGUGCAAUACCAUUCAAAGUUUAGAUUGUCUAUUUGUUAUGAUUA
This is a messenger RNA of Fragaria vesca subsp. vesca, 1191 nucleotides long. Its product is annotated as histidine biosynthesis bifunctional protein hisIE, chloroplastic-like. Gene Ontology annotation, biological process: L-histidine biosynthetic process. Lineage: Eukaryota; Viridiplantae; Streptophyta; Magnoliopsida; Rosales; Rosaceae. The coding region runs from base 253 to 1116 and encodes 287 amino acids. Gene Ontology annotation, molecular function: phosphoribosyl-AMP cyclohydrolase activity; phosphoribosyl-ATP diphosphatase activity. The transcript has 6 exons. The record is from RefSeq and is a predicted model, not a curated record.